Messenger RNA from Erpetoichthys calabaricus (reedfish), 4358 nucleotides. RefSeq names its product zinc finger, FYVE domain containing 1 (gene zfyve1). NCBI's taxonomy places the organism in Eukaryota, Metazoa, Chordata, Cladistia, Polypteriformes, Polypteridae. The transcript is spliced from 11 exons. Bases 939 to 3275 code for a protein of 778 amino acids. The record is from RefSeq and is a predicted model, not a curated record. Gene Ontology annotation, molecular function: zinc ion binding.
UUAGCCUUUGAACUGUGACCUGCGACUGAAAAUAACCUCUUCAGCUGAUCGGGCUGGAUGAUCGAGCAGGGAGGGGGCUGCGGUAACUGGGUUCUUGUGGUCUUUUCUUUUUGUUUUCAGCUGGAGUCGAACCACUGUUCUAAGAGAAUCAAGCCGUAAGCGAUGACGCGGAUUCCCUAAACCUUUCGCUGUCUUUCUGCUCGCGUUGUGGCUUCAGCCCGAUGGGUACGACGGUGUAAACAACAGGCUCACCCUUCUCGUAUCCAAGAGAUUGAUUAGGGGUCGUACGGAUGCUCGUUGUGAACUCGGUGUACUCUGAUUGCUUCUGACCCGACGUUUUCCCGUCCACUCGUUUGGUGGUUUUUAGGCUGACCGACCCAAGCUCUUAACGGCUUUCACUGCAGGCGUUUUGUGUUGUUUUGAGAUAAAAUGAGCAAAGCUUGGAGUGAACCUGAAGGAUUGGGGAUGUGCGAACUCGGAGCCUGACUUUGACGUGUCAGGUGUGUUAUUACCUUGAACGAUUGACUUUGCAGAUUAUUUUGAUGUUUUUCGAGUAUGGGCAGAGGCUCCAAACGUAUAUCUUAAGCCCUUGGGCAGGGCACUGCCAACACGGCAACCGGCCAUCGUUGCCUUUACGAUCUGAACAUUUUGCCUUUGGUUCUUGAUGUUGAAUCGUCCUCAACAGUCCUAAGCGUCCUUUGUUUGUCAAGGUUCAUGGUGACUUAAGGCAACUAGUGACGUGUUUUAUUAAACUGUGCCACUUGGAAGGCCAUUUUAACCUGUAUGUUUGUAAUAGGUAUUUUAUUUACACUUGAAAUGAAGUAAAACAAUGUAAAGCGUCUUACUCUAGUUACCUUUGUUAUAUUUCUCACCUGUGAUCACGAUCAGACAGUAUAUUAAUAAGCUAUUUAGUCAACAGUAUUUUUGACUGUCAGGCAAUGAGUGUGUCAUCAGGGUCACUGGAGCCAGAUGAAAGCACAAAACUUAUGUGCCAAGAGAGCUAUGCCUGUGGUGGCUCCACUGAAGCCCAUUUUGAGUGUGAUGAGUGUAAAAGCUUGCAGUGUGAUCGCUGUGAGCUGGAGCUUCACCGACAGGAGCGCCUGAGAAACCAUGAGAGGAUCCGGAUCAGUCCUGGGCAUGUGCCCUACUGUGAUGCAUGCAAAGUUGUUGAAGGGGGUUUGAGAGCCAGCGAAAGGCAGCGGGCAGUUGUUCGGUGCCAGGGUUGCAAGAUCAACUUGUGUGCUGAGUGCCAAAGGCGAAGUCACAGCAGUACCAACAAAAGAAAGCAUCCUCUUAGUGCCUAUCCCCCUUGUAGAGCCCUGCCGGCUGGGGCCAUGCAGGAUCAGGGUGCGGCAGAGAAGAAAAAGUUACUGGAAAGGAUCUGCAGUUUCCUUUUGGUGAAUGAAAAUGAAGAGAUUCAGGUGCAAGGUGAGGAAGACUUUGUAAAAAAGCUAGAUUGUCACUCCGAAGAUCUCUUGAAAGUAGUGUCAAUCUUUGGCAAUACAGGGGAAGGCAAAUCCCACACGCUGAAUCAUACCUUCUUUCAGGGACGGGAGGUUUUUCAGACCUCACCAGCACAGGAAUCCUGUACUGUUGGGGUUUGGGCGGCUCUGGACCCAUUGCAUGGAGUUGUAGUGAUGGACACAGAAGGCCUUCUAGGAGCAAGUGCUAACAUGGGACAGCGUACUCGGCUACUGUUGAAGGUUCUUGCCGUUUCAGAUGUUGUAAUCUACCGCACACAUGCUGACCGUCUCCAUGAUGAUCUCUUCAAAUUCCUCAGUGAUGCCUCAGAUGCUUAUCUGAAACACUUUACUAAGGAGCUGAAAGCUACCACAGCUCGAUGUGGCCUGGAUGUACCCCUGUCCACACUAGGACCCACCGUCAUAAUCUUCCAUGAAACUAUCCACACAAAGUUAUUGGGAUCGGACAAGCCCGCAGACUCUCCAGAACGGCUGCUGCAGGAACGCUUUCGGAAGCUUGGUCGCUUUCCUGAGGCUUUCAGCUCCAUUCAGUACAGGGGCACCCGCACCUACAAUCCUCCAACUGACUUCUCCGGUUUGCUGCUCACUCUGGAGCAGCAGCUUAGCAAUAACAGCACCCGCUCACCACGUUCCCCUCGUGUCAUCUAUAAGGCUUUGCAGGCUCUCAGUGAGCGCUUCAGUGGGGAGAUACCUGAUGAACAAGUGGCCCAUAGCUCAUUCUUCCCAGAUGAGUACUUCACUUGCUCCUCCAUUUGCCUCAGCUGUGGGUCUGGCUGCAAGAACAGUAUGAACCACUUGAAAGAAGGUGUGAGCCAUGAAACCCAGAAUCGCUGUCGCUACUCUGCUCAGUAUGACAAUCGAGUGUUUACCUGCAAGUCCUGCUAUGAAGGUGGAAAAGAAGUCAUUGUUAUUCCAAAGACCUCUGCAUCAUCUGACUCUCCUUGGCUUGGUCUGGCUAGAUACGCCUGGUCAGGCUACGUGAUUGAGUGUCCAAACUGUGGGGUGAUCUACAGGAGUAGACAGUAUUGGUAUGGGAAUCAGGAUCCUGUGGACACGGUUGUUCGCACAGAAAUUGAGCACAUUUGGCCUGGGUCUGAUGGCCUCCUGAAGGAUAACAAUAAUGCUGCUCAGAGGCUGUUGGAUGGAGUGAACUUCAUGGCGCAGUCUGUUUCUGAGCUGAGUGUCAAACCUGCGAAAGUCGUGACCUCAUGGCUUACGGAUCAGAUUGCCCCAGCAUACUGGAAACCUAAUUCUCAAAUACAGAAAUGUCACCAGUGUGGCACUGCUUUCCAGGACAAUGAUGCAAAACAUCAUUGCCGGGCCUGUGGCGAGGGCUUCUGUGAUAGCUGCUCAAUGAAAUCCCGCCCUGUCCCUGAAAGGGGGUGGGGAUUGGUUCCCGUGCGAGUUUGUGACCGGUGUUUUGAAACGCGGGGCAUCUACACAGAGACUCAAGAAACUGAUAUUUUGGAAGAAGAAAGCGGUACGCUGAUUGCCCGUAAAGUUGGAGAAGCAGUCCAGAACACACUGGGUGCUGUUGUAACAGCCAUAGAUAUCCCAUUAGGUUUGGUAAAAGAUGCAGCAAGGCCUUCCUACUGGAUACCAGAUCACGAGAUUACCCAUUGCCAUUACUGCCAUCGUGAGUUCACUCCCAAGAUAUCCAUACAUCACUGUAGAGCCUGUGGACAAGGUGUGUGCAAUGAGUGCUCCCCUGAACGGAGGCCAGUCCCUUCCAGAGGCUGGGACCACCCUGUUCGAGUGUGUCUGAAUUGUAGCCAGAAGCCUGGAGACCUCUAGCACCUCCUAGAAUAUAAAAGUGUGAAGUGAAUCGUUCCCGUCAUAGACUGUUGAUCAAGGCCUAUCUGUCCUGAUUUGCACUGGAAGACUAGUCUUAGUGUGGAUAUGCUCGUUCAUGUGUACACACUCUUGGUAACAUCAUGUGUGUCCCUUCUUUUCAAGUUACUGUUAUCUUUUAGUUUGAAUUUAUUAUUUUACAUUCAGAACACAACGAGCCAGAUUUUUAUCUAAAUGAGGACAAUAUAUAUAUAUUUUUUUUAAUUUUAUUUCACUUGGCUGUUGUUUCUUUAAUCCUGUAUGGUAAUGAAAAUAGUCCUAAUUGAAAUGAAGUCAUACUCGCUGCCACCCUAGGAAGCAAACAUAAAAACACAUUUAUGGACUGUUUUCUUAAAUAUAGGAGCCAAACUUUUUUGAUCUUGUGAUUUUUGACUUGUUUUAGUACUUAUGAAAAAUAGUACAUUUUCUCAGGAUAAAUAAAAUCUGUCACUGAUGGAGCUCAGGAGUCAUCCAUUGGUGACAUUCUGAUUGUGGGGCAGGUUUGAAAUAACUCUGACUUUGUGCACUUUUAUUAUGAGCUGUAUCACGACGUUAUCCCAACCUUCAUACACUAAGCACAGUUUACCCUUGUGUUCAUUUUUCUUAAUUCAUUUGGGGUAAAAAAAAAAAAAAAAAAAAGGUGUUUCACAUAUGUAAUCUAAAUUUGCCAAACCCCUUGGAAAGAGUUGGAAAUGGAAUGCUACAUUACUGGGCUUGAGCUGUGGAGCCGUUCACUAAAUUUGUUUCUGUACCAAGAAAAAUGAUUUGGGAUCACACUCACUUUGAAAAGCAUGUGGGUUGGUUUCCGCUAAAGUAAUUAAACUGUAAUCCUCCCACGCUGGCUGCCUAACACAAAAUGAUUUCAAUUCAAUUUCAGUUUGUUGUUCAUUGGUUCACUGCUAUUUACAAAGCCAAAUUUACAAAAGUAGCGUAGUUAAAACAUUUAGGCACCAUGUACUGCGUACAUAGAAGUAUUCAUACCUGUAAAGCUGGAGUCUCUUCCAAUUUCUCUUACCUGAAAAAUAAAUAAAUGAACAUUGUAACAAC